AUGGCAUCGUUCACGUCGCCAGACAUUGACGAGAAAUUGGCACUUCUCCAUCGAGAAAUGGCAUCUCUUCGGGUUGAAUGUGACCGCCUUCUCAAUAAACAUCUUAUCGUCGAGCACACACUUUCACAGAGUUGCUCUGGUUGGCCGAACGGAGCAGCUGACACGUCAUCUGCUUACAACACGGGCGGUGAAUCCUGUAGGAGUGUUUCAGUGACUCCGGACGGAGUUUUUGUGCCUACCACCAGCAAUUCUCAAAUGCUCCAACCACAACAGUCUCCUCGAGUCCUCCGUCGAACUGUCAAAAUGGCGAGUCCAGCUGUUCAACGUCGUCCAAUUCCACUUCCACAGAAUCUUCCUAUUUCCUCCCGUCCUCCAACUGUUGUUCUUCUUCCCCAUGAUAGUCCUGAACAUAUAAAUCGACCCAUUCAUCGAACUCAUCAAGAACUUCCGAUUCCUGAAGACGUCGCUUCCAUGGUGUCUUCGACAAAAACGCCACGAUCCAUCAUCCGAGCACCAUCCGCAGUUUUUGGAGCAUUAAAAGGGAGUAGUUUGAGGAAAUUAUCGAUUUCCAGGAACAUUCAAAUGACGAGUAAAAGCAAUAAAGACGAGAGUGAAAAGAAGGAAAAAGAAGCGGAAGAAUAUGCGAAGAGAUUCAGAAUUCCAUCGUAUUCUGUAGUUUUGAAGGAAGAAAAGAAGAGAAGUUCAUUUCGGAUUCCAGUUCCCCAAUAUUUCCGAUCAUCGAAGACAAAGACAAAAGUUUAUCAAGUUGAUGCUCAAGAAGAAGAAGAAGAAAUUGAAGAAGUUGUGGACGAAGAAAAAAUGGCAGCCAAGACAGAUUUAGGAGAUACAACUGUUCAUUAUAAAUGGAAAGUCAAGAGGCGAUGUGAUGGAUCAAGAUAUAUUGUUAAGCGGCCGAUAAGAAGUCAGAUUUUGAAAAAGAGAGAGGCUCAGGUGUACAGGGAAAGAGCUCCGAUAUCGACGGAUGAUGAUGCAAUGAGCGAGUUAAAGCUCGGAAGAUUUCAUACGAAAGAAGAAAGAAAGCGGAUAUUGGAGAGGGAAAAAACGAAGAAAUUGAUGAAGUUGCAACAGAAAAUGAUGGAAAAAGCGCAUCCGUCGGAGCAGGUGAUCUACCAAAUGUCCCAACAAAAGCUGGCUCGCCAAAAAGAAGCAAUGGUGAUGGAUGAAUUCGUCACCACCAGAGAAGUCCUUUCCAGUCGUACCCGUCCUGAUGGCAUUCAUGGAGUUGUUUCGGUGACAACUGUCUAA
This is a messenger RNA of Caenorhabditis briggsae, 1266 nucleotides long. The record is from RefSeq and is a predicted model, not a curated record. The coding region runs from base 1 to 1266 and encodes 421 amino acids. The transcript has 5 exons. Lineage: Eukaryota; Metazoa; Nematoda; Chromadorea; Rhabditida; Rhabditidae.